This is a messenger RNA of Cryptomeria japonica (Japanese cedar), 2413 nucleotides long. Its product is annotated as F-box/kelch-repeat protein At4g39580. NCBI's taxonomy places the organism in Eukaryota, Viridiplantae, Streptophyta, Pinopsida, Cupressales, Cupressaceae. Gene Ontology annotation, molecular function: protein binding. The record is from RefSeq and is a predicted model, not a curated record. The transcript is spliced from 2 exons. Bases 321 to 2102 code for a protein of 593 amino acids.
ACUACCGAUAACCUGUAAAACGAAGUUGUUAGAUCUUUCUUUCAUGUGGAAAGCCUAAUAUUCGUCCCAGCCUGGCCACUUCCAAAAACUCGUCAGAUUUUGUUAAGGAAAGUUGCUCCUCACUUUAUGUUCUUUUUGUCUAAGCCAGAAAAGAAACCUGCGGGGGCGGUGCUUUUAAUGGCUCCCCACUGCUCCUUUAAGAUCAUCUUUUAUGUCCAUCAAAUAUCGCCCCAGAUUUCAGGCCUAGUUAAGGCUAAGUUGGCCAUGAAUUGAUAGCGGAGGUGAUAUUCGUUGUUUGCCAUAAGCAUCCGCUAUCGUCCAUGGGAUGCAAUGAAAGCUCCCUCAAACCCACCUCUAAAAUUAGGCACAAUUUCUCCAGAGCUAGAGGUGCUUCUUCAUCCAAACGCCCUGUAAAAACUUCUGCAGCCAUUGCUGUUGUAGGAAGCUGUAAGCGCCCAGUCCAGGGGUUUCCUGAUGAUAAUAACAAGGAAAGCAAAAAUAGUUUUGGUAUGAAUAUUAUAUGCGCCGAACAAGAAUGCCGGCUUAUCGGAUUGGAGGAUGAUUCGGAAGGAGAGGAAGAGGAGGACGAGGACGAGGAGGAGGUGUUGAAGGUUGGAAGAAAUGACGUAUUUUCUAUUCCUGAAGAAAAACAAUCAAAGCAAAAUCAAAAUGUGGGAGAUACAGAAGAUGUUCUUAUUCCAGGCUUACCGAAUGAUUUGGCACAGUUAUGCUUGAUGCAUGUCCCCUUUGUUAAAUAUGACGUGUCUUUAAGGCGUGUCUCAAAACGCUGGAGAAAAAUACUCUCAUCAGAGGAAUUUUAUGCUACUAGGUCUGCAUUUAAAAUCAACGAAACUUUUAUUUCAUUUGUAGUGCAUGGCAACAGAGUUCAGAUCUUCAAUUUGAAGGAGCACACAUGGUUUUGCCUUCCUCCUCUGCCUUUGGAUCAAACAAUUUCUACUCCGGAACGGAACAUUAAUCCUUAUGAAUGGUGGUGGAUUGAGACAGUUGCUGCCUUACAGGGAACACUUUUUGUAAUGGGAGGUGAUCAAACAACUACAUACAGUUGCAUUCGUCCUACUGAACCUGCAAACACUGUACAUAAAUAUGAUUACUGCAAGGGUCAAUGGAUUAAAGUAGCUCCAAUGCAGAUUCCCCGUUCUAACUCAGCAGCUGUAGCUUCAAAGAAAAAGAUUCUUGUUGCUGGAGGUAAUGAAAAAAUGGAAGAAGGUGCUUCUGCUGAAAUGUAUGAUCCAUCUACAAAUUGCUGGAGUUUUGUUUCAAGAAUGCAUUCUGCCAUGAAAGGUUGUGUUGGUGUGGAACAUAGAGGUAUGAUUUAUGUUAAGGGUACAAAUCUGGGCAUAGGAAGUCCAAUUGAAGGGGAACUAUAUGAUCCUGUAAAAAACUUAUGGAUUCGAAUGAACCCUGGUCUUCGUCGAGGGCUUGCUCGAGGUCCAAUUGCUUCUGCUAACUCUCAGCUUUUUGUUGCAGACUGGAAGGAUUCACUGCUCAAAAUGUAUGUAAUUGAGAACGAUUCUUGGGAAAUUGUUGCAGGUCUUCCAGCAAAAAUAAGUCGACUUGUUGGACACAGAGAUAAGCUUUAUGGUCUCACAGGUAAGAUUAAAAUAGACCCAUAUAAUCAUCUUGUCAUAUCGGACAGUCCUGAUGGGGUGUGGCAGCUUGAUCUGGACAACAAAAGUGGAUUUGAUAGGAAAGAUUGGCUUGAUUCUGUUAUGAGAAGAAAUUGCGUACAAGAGUUUGAUUGGAAGAGGGAAGAUAAUAGAGAGGUUGGAAAAUUAGAAUUGAGGAUGGAUUCAAAUUACCUUAAGGCGAGAAUAGAGCUUGCGAGUUCAAGAAGAGGGACCAAUACAAACGUAAGAUGGAAUAUGUCACAUAAUUUGAGAGGAGAAGCUGACAUUGGGUCAGAACUUUUAGGCAUGUCUGCCAGUACCAGCAAUUCAGGAUUUGUUAGUAACAUGCAACAUGAAGAAUUCAACCAGGUAUACAUAUGGAAGUGCAUAUGGAGAGAACCUAAACAGACACUGAAGACAGGUUCACUUGCCUGGGUGCCUAGCAGUGCUCAUUGUGCUUUGCUUGAGGACUAACCAAUGAUUUGGUAGGUGUCAUCUUGGAUUUUGAAAAUUGGGUAUUUGGUUGAUAAAACUUUGGGAAGUAAUUUUGAGCCAUGUGAAGACCAUUUUUUGGUCAAAAAAUUCAUAUUCUUUAUUUCAGUUUCUCCCAUUUUGUUGCGGGAGCAACGUUUGAUUUUACUGAAGUUGUAGCCAGCAGAAUGAAACCAAAAACUCAGUUGUCUGCACUUGCAGCACAGUUGUAAUUCUUACAUUUUGAAGAAUCUACGUUGCUUCUAAUUACCUUUGUAUUCUUGUAUAAUGAAAGGAUUAGCUUCUAGUGGACA